AUGGCUGCUCUACCCUCCUGUCAGUUUGCCCAGUAUGCGGAGAUCGUCCACUUCACCCUCCCAGAUGGGACUCAGAGGAGCGGGCAGGUGCUUGAGGUGGCUGGCACCAAGGCGAUUGUUCAGGUGUUUGAAGGGACAUCAGGGAUCGAUGCCAGGAAGACCACUUGCGAAUUUACAGGGGACAUCCUACGAACUCCGGUGUCGGAGGACAUGCUGGGUCGGGUUUUCAAUGGCUCCGGCAAACCCAUUGACAAGGGGCCCGUGGUCAUGGCAGAGGACUUUCUGGAUAUCAAUGGCCAGCCCAUCAACCCACACUCCCGCAUCUACCCCGAGGAGAUGAUUCAGACGGGCAUUUCUCCUAUUGACGUCAUGAACAGCAUUGCCCGUGGCCAGAAGAUCCCCAUCUUCUCAGCAGCCGGUCUCCCCCACAAUGAGAUUGCCGCUCAGAUCUGCCGCCAGGCGGGGCUGGUGAAGAAGUCCAAGGCUGUGCUGGAUUAUCAUGACGACAACUUUGCCAUCGUCUUUGCAGCCAUGGGGGUGAACAUGGAGACAGCUAGAUUCUUCAAGUCUGACUUUGAGCAGAAUGGAACCAUGGGGAAUGUCUGCCUCUUUCUGAACUUGGCCAAUGACCCCACGAUCGAGCGGAUCAUCACCCCGCGCCUGGCGCUGACCACUGCUGAAUUCCUUGCCUACCAGUGUGAGAAGCAUGUGCUGGUUUUACUGACGGACAUGAGUUCCUAUGCAGAGGCCUUGCGGGAGGUCUCUGCUGCUAGAGAGGAGGUGCCUGGGCGCCGAGGGUUUCCUGGAUAUAUGUACACAGACCUGGCCACCAUCUACGAGCGGGCGGGCCGCGUGGAGGGUCGGGGAGGAUCCAUCACGCAGAUCCCCAUCCUCACCAUGCCCAACGACGAUAUCACCCACCCCAUCCCAGACUUGACGGGCUUCAUCACAGAGGGACAGAUCUACGUGGACAGACAGCUUCACAACAGACAGAUCUACCCCCCCAUCAACGUGCUCCCUUCCCUGUCGCGGCUGAUGAAGUCAGCCAUUGGGGAAGGCAUGACAAGAAAGGACCAUGGAGAUGUCUCCAGCCAGCUGUACGCCUGCUAUGCCAUCGGGAAGGACGUGCAGGCCAUGAAGGCAGUAGUUGGGGAGGAGGCGCUCACCUCUGAGGACCUGCUCUACCUGGAAUUCCUGCAGAAGUUUGAGAAGAACUUCAUCAACCAGGGCCCCUACGAGAACCGCUCGGUGUUCGAGUCGUUGGACCUGGGCUGGAAGCUGCUGCGCAUCUUCCCCAAGGAGAUGCUGAAGCGCAUUCCGCAGGCCGUGAUCGACGAGUUCUACUCCCGCGAGGGGGCGCUGCAGGACCUCGCGCCUGACACUGCGCUCUAGCCCCGCGCGCCGUGGCACCCCAACACCGGCAGGGAACCUGCCCUCGGCUCCCGGGUCUCCCCUCCCUCGCCACCCCAACCAG
This is a messenger RNA of Nomascus leucogenys (northern white-cheeked gibbon), 1474 nucleotides long. It is a transcript of the gene ATP6V1B1, whose product is annotated as ATPase H+ transporting V1 subunit B1. The record is from RefSeq and is a predicted model, not a curated record. NCBI's taxonomy places the organism in Eukaryota, Metazoa, Chordata, Mammalia, Primates, Hylobatidae. Gene Ontology annotation, cellular component: proton-transporting V-type ATPase, V1 domain. Gene Ontology annotation, molecular function: proton-transporting ATPase activity, rotational mechanism; ATP binding. Gene Ontology annotation, biological process: proton transmembrane transport; ATP metabolic process.